AUUUACUCAUUUCAUCAUCUCACCUUCUCCCCAUAAACCCUAAAACCCCAUUUCUUCUAAUUCCAUCCACCUCCAUGAUUGAUCCAACAUUCACCACCGUCUGCGGCCAGUGCGGCAUCGAGGACCGCAAAUUCCUCCACCACGUCCGCCACCGCGGCACUUUCCGGCGACUCUGCACCACCUGCGUCCUCCGUCUCCACCCGCAGUGCUUCUGCCCUAACUGCCUCGGCGUCUACGACCGUUCUCCACCAAUCGACGCUGUCGUCUGCUACAAAUGCUACUCAUCCUCCCACCCUACCUGCGUUUCACCACCGAUCUCCACAACUAUGACGUCAACAAUGUCAACAAUGACGUCAUCUCGGUGUUCGAGUCCGUGUGCCUCGUGUGUAAACCCUAAUUUGCUUGUUUUGAAUUUGAAUAGGGUAGAGAGUAGGAAUAAUGGAGGUAGGGUGGUGGAUAGGAUUGAUUUGAAUGCUGCUAGGUUGUUGUUGGCGGCUGGGAAGAUUGCGGCGAUGUCGAUGAAUAAGGCAGAGGUUGCGGCUGCGAAUGAGGCGGAGAGGAGAGCGAAGGAGGCCGCGUAUACGAGGAAGAGAGCACGAGAGGCGCUUGAUCAUGUUGUGAGGUUGAUGGUGAAGGAGAAGAGUGAUCAGAAGGUUAAUAAUGUUAUUGCGGGUGUUAGUCCAGGUGUUGGUGUGGUGGAUGUGAGUAAUGUGGAUGUUUCGGGUGAGGUGGUGGAGGCGAUGAAUGCGGUUGAGUUGGAGGAUGGGAAAGAAGGGGUUAACGUCGGAAUUGUUGUGUCGGAAGCGCAGGGGAGUGCGGUGGUGAUGGAGGUUGAUGUUGUUGAUGGUAAAGAUUCGGGAGGAGGUGAAAAUGGUUGUGUGAAGGAUGAUGAAUUGGUGAAGGUUGUCGAAAACGGUCAGGAACAACAUUGAUGCUGGUAUUUGGAGUUGGGAAUCAAGGCUGUGUUUUGUCUGGUUGAUUGCAGGUUACCGUGAUGGUUUGUGAGAUUCGGUUAUGAGUUAUGAUGUAUGGCAAGAAUGGACUGGUUUGGUAAAAGAUUAUUCUUUUUGAAAGUUUUUAUCAUGAUCAUAGUUUGUGAAAGCUUAAUGUAUAUUAGUAAUCAGUGUAUGAAACUAUGAAAUAUGAAUGGUAGAUUCUCUUUUGGAAUGAUUUUAUGCCUUCAUUGUAGUUGUACAUUUGUUAUCAGUGAGUUCAUUGUUCCUAUCAAAUCGUGCAAUUAAU
Helianthus annuus (common sunflower) is the source of this 1242-nucleotide messenger RNA. RefSeq lists its product as uncharacterized. The record is from RefSeq and is a predicted model, not a curated record. NCBI's taxonomy places the organism in Eukaryota, Viridiplantae, Streptophyta, Magnoliopsida, Asterales, Asteraceae. The coding region runs from base 75 to 932 and encodes 285 amino acids. The transcript has a single exon.